Candoia aspera is the source of this 3584-nucleotide messenger RNA. RefSeq names its product unconventional myosin-Ia-like. The record is from RefSeq and is a predicted model, not a curated record. Gene Ontology annotation, molecular function: ATP binding; microfilament motor activity; actin filament binding. Gene Ontology annotation, biological process: sensory perception of sound; vesicle transport along actin filament; actin filament organization. Gene Ontology annotation, cellular component: actin cytoskeleton; cytoplasm; brush border. NCBI's taxonomy places the organism in Eukaryota, Metazoa, Chordata, Lepidosauria, Squamata, Candoiidae. Bases 201 to 3422 code for a protein of 1073 amino acids. The transcript has 29 exons.
CCUGCUAGCAAGAGGACUGUUCAGAAGUCACAAACCAUGGACAGCUCCUGCUGAAUUGAGGCGGUUGGUCAGUUCUCUUGCCUUCCACCCAGGCCAGGCCAGAGGAAAAUCUCAGAUAGGUGGCUACAGAGGUACAGGAGUCGCCUUCCACAUUGGGGUUGCUUUUCUCCGUGUUCGGAAUCCCUGCCAUUCUUGUAACCAUGGAGAGCAUGGUGGUGCUUGACUCUGUUGGUGUGGGAGACCUGGUGCUGCUGGAGCCGUUGACUGAAGACUCAUUGAUGCAGAACUUGAAGAAGCGCUUUGAACAUAAAGAAAUCUAUACAUAUAUUGGGAAUGUGGUGAUCUCACUGAACCCAUAUCAGCCGCUGCCCAUUUACUCAGCAAAAAUGGUGGAGGAGUAUAAGAACUGUAACUUCUUCGCUGUCAAACCCCACAUUUAUGCCAUUGCUGAUGACGCUUAUCGCUCAUUGAAAGAUCAGGACAAAGAUCAAUGCAUCCUUAUCACCGGGGAGAGUGGAGCUGGCAAAACAGAGGCCAGCAAGUUAGUAAUGUCCUAUGUGGCAGCCGUAUGUGGAAAAGGGGAGGAGGUGAAUCGUGUCAAGGAACAGCUGCUACAAUCAAAUCCUGUUCUGGAAGCCUUUGGGAAUGCCAAAACCAUCCGCAAUGACAACUCCUCCCGAUUUGGCAAAUACAUGGAUAUUGAGUUUGACUUCAAAGGUGAUCCUCUGGGUGGUGUCAUUAACAAUUACCUGCUGGAGAAAUCCCGAGUAGUGCAUCAUGUGAAGGGCGAGAGAAACUUCCACAUCUUCUAUCAGCUCCUAUCUGGAGGCUCAGACCAGUUGCUCAAACAGCUGAAGCUAGAAAGAAACUUCAGCCUUUAUAACUACCUCAACAAGGAGGGUGCAAGCCUGCAGGGCACCGAUUUUGCAGCCAACUUCAAAGCUGUUCAGGAUGCCAUGCGAGCCAUUGGCUUCACAUCCUCACAGAUGUCAGAAGUGCUGGAGGUGACCGCAGUCGUCCUCAAACUGGGCAAUGUGCAAUUUGGAGAGCAAUUUCAAGCUGGAGGGGCACAAUCUUGUGUUAUCCAGAGUGACAAAGUGGUACAAGAGAUCUGUCAGCUGAUCCAACUGGAUAAAACGAUACUGGAGCAAGCUUUGUCCUCUCGAACAGUGGAAGCCCAUCAGGAUAAGGUGGUGACAACCCUGAAUGUCUCACAAGGCUACUAUGUGCGGGAUGCCCUAGCAAAGAACAUUUAUAAUCGUCUCUUUAAUUGGCUUAUUAACAGGAUCAAUGAGAGCAUCAAAGUGGAAACAACUGAGCGGAAGAAAGUGAUGGGUGUUCUGGAUAUAUAUGGCUUUGAGAUUUUUCAGGAUAACAGUUUUGAACAGUUCAUUAUCAAUUACUGUAAUGAGAAGCUGCAGCAGAUCUUCAUCCUGCUCACAUUAAAGGAGGAACAAGAGGAAUACAUUCGUGAGGGCAUUACUUGGACCCAUGUGGACUAUUUUGAUAACAGCAUCAUUUGCCACUUGAUAGAAGAUAGCAAAAGUGGAAUUCUAGCUAUGUUGGAUGAGGAGUGCCUUCGCCCCGGGGAAGUGAAUGAAGAAACAUUCCUGAACAAACUUAACCAUGUCUUUGCAAAACACCAGCGCUAUGAGAGCAGAGUUACCCAGAAUGCCAAGCACAUCAUGGAUGCCAGCUUGUCUGCCAACUGCUUUCGAAUCCAACACUAUGCUGGCAAGGUAACUUACAAUGUGACUGGAUUCAUUGAGAAGAACAAUGACCUGCUCUUUCGAGACCUGUCACAAGCCAUGUGGAAGGCCAAGCAUGUCCUAUUACGCAGCCUCUUCCCUGAAGGAGACCCCCAAAAAUCCUCACUCAAGCGUCCACCUACAGCUGGUUCUCAGUUCAGAUCCUCUGUAUUCACCCUCAUGAAAAACCUCUAUUCCAAGAAUCCCAAUUAUAUCAGGUGUAUCAAGCCUAAUGAUAGCAAGAAGCCAGCUGUAUUCACUGAUGAGCUGGUCCGGGCACAAGUGCGCUACCUUGGGCUGUUGGAGAAUGUGCAGGUCCGGCGGGCUGGCUAUGCCUAUAGGCAGGCUUAUGAGCCAUGUCUGGAGCGUUAUAAGACUCUCUGCAAGGAGACCUGGCCACGUUGGAAAGGGAGUUCAAGGGAUGGUGUUCAAACCCUCUUGAACAGUUUGUCCAUUAACCCCAAAGAACUGGCAUAUGGACACACCAAGAUUUUCAUCCGAACCCCAUCCACGCUUUUUGAUUUGGAGAGGAGACGCCAGCAGCGAGUAGAGGAGUUGGCUGCCUUAAUCCAAGCAACUUUCCGAGCGUGGAAGUGUCGUAAACAUUACCAAGAGAUCCGCAGGAGCCAGAUCCUUAUUUCUGCUUGGUUCCGGGGCCAUACAGAAAGGAAGAAAUAUACAAAAAUGAAAACAUCAGCUAUUCUUAUCCAGGCCUAUGUCCGAAGUUGGAAGUCUCGUAAACUCCUGCGAGAGUUAAGGGAACAGAAAUGUCGCACUCAGGCUGUCACCACCAUUUCUGCUUACUGGAAAGGUUAUCAGACAAGGAAGGAAUAUAAGAAAUAUUUCCGUUCUGGGGCCUCUGAUCGUAUUGCCAAUUUUGUUUACCGAAGGCUGGUACAAAAAUUCUUCUUGGGCCUGAAGAACAACCUCCCUUCCAUGUCAGUGAUCAACCACACUUGGCCCCCUGCCCCGUACAAAUUUCUCACAAAUGCUAACCAAGAAUUGAAGAAAAUAUUCCACCAUUGGAGGUGUAAGAAGUAUCGGGAUCAGCUGCCCCCGAAGAAUAAAGAAGCCUUACAGGACAAGUUGUGUGCCAGUGAACUUUUUAAGGGGAAGAAAAGUUUGUAUCCUAAGAGCCUACCCCAGCCUUUCCAAGGGGAAUACCUUGGGUUGAAGGAGAACCCCAAAUAUCGUAAGCUCCAAACUACAGCCAACGACAAGCUGGUGAUGGCCGACCAUGUGAAGAAAGUCAACCGAGGUGAUGGGAAGACUUCUUCUCGAAUAUUCCUUCUCACCAAGAACCACAUCAUCCUGGCUGAUCCCAAGGCUGCUCAGCCCAAAACCGUGAUCGCCUUGACUGACGUUGAGAGUGUCUCUGUCAGUUGCUACUCAGACGGGCUUCUUGUUCUGCACAUUAGAGAGUCUUCCACAGCAGAUACCAAAGGGGACUUCCUCCUUAUUAGUGACCACGUGAUUGAACUGGUUACCCGGCUCCACCAAACCAUACUGGAGGCUACAAAGCAAAAACUGAAACUCCAAGUGGCUGAUGAAUUUCUGGUAAAGUUUAAACAAAGUAACAUCACUGUCACACUUGUGAAGACAGAUGAGAAGCAAGGCACAGCUCCUGUCUGCAGGAAGAAAGGCAGCAACAGAAUGGAGGUGCUGGUCCAUUAGAGCGAUGCUAUUGCUGGUCCAUAGGCAGCUACAUUGGACUUUUAGGGACUCUGGAGCUGAGAUUAUGAUUUAGAUUUGGCCCACUACAGGCUUCAGCCCCUUGAAGGUUUCUCAUUCCAUAAGAAUGUUUUCAGCAUGGGAGCAACAUGGAAUGCACCAAUU